This is a messenger RNA of Miscanthus lutarioriparius, 831 nucleotides long. The record is from the annotation of a GenBank genome assembly. NCBI's taxonomy places the organism in Eukaryota, Viridiplantae, Streptophyta, Magnoliopsida, Poales, Poaceae.
AUGGCGCGUCAGGAGAUCGAGCACACCCAGCUCCCCGUCCGCGGGAUCAACCUCCACGUCGCUCAGAUGCUGGCCGUGGCCGCCGCGGGGUACCGCGCCAUCGCGCCGGACUGCCGCGGGUACGGCCUGUCGGACCAGCCGCCGGAGAACGAGGAGGACUCCUGGGUCUGGGACGACCUCAUCGCGGACGUGCUCGCCAUCCUCGACGCGCUCUCCGUCCCAAAGGCGUUCUUGGCGGGCAAGGACUUCGGCGCCAUGCCGGCGUACGAGUUCGCGCUGCAUCACCCGGACCGCACCUGCAGCGUGGUGUGCCUCGGCAUCCCCUUCAGCCCCGUUCCCUUCUCCUUCGACACCAUGCCCGAGGGCUUCUACGUCCUGCGCUGGGGUGAGCCUGGCAGGGCGGAGGCUGACUUCGGCUGGUUCGACGUCAGGCGCGUGGUGCGCACCGUCUACGUGCUCUUCUCCGACGCCGACAUCCCGAUUGCCAAGGAAGGGCAGGAGAUCAUGGACCUGGCCGACCUGUCCACGCCCCUCCCGGAGUGGUUCACCGAGGAUCUGGACGUCUACGCCAAGCGGCUUCCGCUACCCACUCCAGAUGCCAUACAGGCCCCGGUGCUCGUGGUGAUGGGGGAGAAGGACUACUGCUUCAAGUUCCCGGGGUUCGAGACCGCCGUGCGCAGCGGCGUCAUGGACAACUUCAUGCCGGACCUCAAGAUCGCCUACAUCCCGGAGGGGAGCCACUUCGUGCAGGAGCAGCUCCCGGAGCAGGUCAACGAGCUCCUCCUCGACUUCCUCAAGGCCAAGGGCCACCCGUCGCAUCGUGAGAAUUAG